GUGAUAAAAUAUAUUCUUUAGUACAAGAUAAGAGUGAGUUCUCAAGAAUUAUUAUCAUGAUUUAUCAUGAGCUGAUUUAUAAUAAUCCAGGAAAAUAUAAAGUGUGUGAUCGUGUUUAUUACAUAAUUGAUAAAGAUAUAUUUAACAAGUAUAAGUUGCUGUUUGAUUAUUCUAAGGAUUAUGAGAAAAUAAAACAUCAUACUCUUGAUCCUAAUACAACAUGUGACCAAAAAUAUAAAGAAGUCUUGGAAAAUUAUAUUGAUACAUAUAUCCAUGCAUAUUCAAAUUGUAUUGGAGCACGAACAACAAAAUAUGAUUGUAAUUAUUUUCAUAAUUUAUUCAAAGAAUCAUUUGAGAAUUUAACUACGUCUACUUGUAGAGAUCGCCAAAAUGAUGAAGCAAUAUUAGAAACAGACACAACACACAGAGACAAAAGACCUGCAUUAAAGUCAGAUCUUCCUUCAUCGAAAUAUGGUGGUUCAUAUCGAUACGAGUUUGCACCAGAGAAUACUAAAACUAGUUUAGCAACACAAUAUAAAUCAGAUGGUUCUUUGUCUCUUCCCAUGGAAGAUUCUACAGGAGGUUCAUCCUCAAGAACUACUAUAGGUUUAGUAGUUCCAGUAUUAGGAGUUUCUUUUAUUUCUUUUCUACUAUAUAGG
Molecule: messenger RNA, 659 nt
Organism: Plasmodium cynomolgi strain B
Lineage: Eukaryota; Apicomplexa; Aconoidasida; Haemosporida; Plasmodiidae
Exons: 1
Source: RefSeq, a predicted model, not a curated record